AUGGCUUCAGUCGCCCAGGGUGAGGUGAGAAUCUCUCGGCAAAACUCCGAGCGUCGCCAGAGGUCGAGAAGAGGUCUCCGGUCACCGGAAGCGGGGUCUGCGGAUGGCGAGUUACCGCCCGACCAGAUCCAGACCCGCGCGCCAAAAAGCGCCAAUAGACCCCUACAGACGGGGCUCUAUGGGGUUAUGCUGUUCAGCUGGGGUUGCGGGAUCUACCAUACAGGUGAUGAGUCACCUCCAGUUAUCGCGAAGUACCAGCCCCAAAGAGAUGAUGAGUGGAGUCUCGGCCUCAAAGACUUGGUGUUAAAACCCAUCGUAGAAGACCUGUACGGAAAGUUACAAGCGGCUAUGUACAGUUUCGUUAACACUUCCUCCUUGUUUGGCGAUAAACUUCAGGGAUAUAUAGACGAACAGAGGAAGAUAUUCGCAGAAACUGCGACAUUCCUAACAUACAUCCAUAGGAACUUGAACAAGAUUACUAUUGACAGAAAGAAAACGCUGAUUCCGUUGAAUGACCAUCAUGUUUUCUGGGAUGAUGGAAAAGAGAUGGUACUCUUUGGAUUGGACACGAUGUACGCAGCUCAUAGUGGUGGACCAUACAAGAUGGAUACCAUAAUGAUUGCUGAGGAGAUGCGGUUUAGCACCUUACAGGUCAAAGGUUUCUUCGAAUUGGUAAAGGGGAUGAAGUUAGAUCGAUUUUCGUUUGCAGCUGUAAUAAACGAUUUGGCCGUAGAUCUUCAAAUGGACGUACGGUUAGAUGAGAACAAAAAUAGAAAAAUGUCUAUUUUAAAUGGCUGUUCCUAUAAAACACUUCGGGUUACUGGAUACAGAGAAAUGAUACUAACGCUGCCAUCUUACAAGCACGAGUCAAUAGAAAGCCUGAUAUACGGCCACUUAUUGAGUGAGUUGCCUAUAGCCAUUAGGAUUCAUUUGAAGGCCAUUUUACGCGAGGCCUUACGUCCAACCACGACGACAACAACACCAGCGCCCAGAUCAAUGGAAAAGGAGAACCAAAGUGGUGCUAUGCCCCCUGCAGAAUGCUCAGAAGAUGACGAUUUCAAAGAAGAAAACACCAAACAAAUUGUGAAGUUUAAGAAUGCUUCACAAGAAGCAGUACAACGGAAUGGAACGGGUACUCCUACAGCCAAAAACGACCGGACCAAUUAA
This is a messenger RNA of Spodoptera exigua (beet armyworm), 1167 nucleotides long. The record is from the annotation of a GenBank genome assembly. Lineage: Eukaryota; Metazoa; Arthropoda; Insecta; Lepidoptera; Noctuidae.